Penaeus vannamei (Pacific white shrimp) is the source of this 1245-nucleotide messenger RNA. RefSeq names its product type I iodothyronine deiodinase-like. Gene Ontology annotation, molecular function: thyroxine 5'-deiodinase activity. Lineage: Eukaryota; Metazoa; Arthropoda; Malacostraca; Decapoda; Penaeidae. The record is from RefSeq and is a predicted model, not a curated record.
CGCCGUGCGGGAAACGACCAUGGUCGCCCACGCAGGAGGCCCCGCCCCCAACCCGACCCUCGUCAAGCUGAGUGACGGCUCCGAGUGCCGCCUGCUGGACUUGGCCAAGGCGGGCCGGCCGCUCGUCAUCAACUUCGGCAGCUGCACAUGACCUCCGUUCAUGGCCAGCCUCGGGGAGUUCCGCAAGCUGACAGAGGACUACGCCGACGUGGCCGACUUCGUCAUCGUCUACAUCUCGGAGGCGCAUCCCACCGACGGCUGGGCCAUCGAGGGAAACGUCUUCCAGGUCUCCAACCACAAAAACAUGAAAGAGCGCGAGGAAGCAGCGAGGCGGAUGGUCACCUUGGAGCCCGUCGACUGCCCGGUUCUCCUGGACAGGUUGGACGACGCAGCCAACAAGGCCUACGCUGCUCUGCCCGAGCGACUCUACAUUGUGCACGGAGGAUCCAUCGUCUUCAAGGGCGACCAAGGGCCCUUGUUCUAUAAAGUGCAUAAAGUUGAGGACUGGUUAAAGGCAUACACGGAAAAGCGAGAGUAGACAAGGAUAAACAGAGUGGAUGUCUGCGAAGAAUCUUUGGAAAAAUUAUUACGACCCUUUACUGAUUGUUCUCAAAGUGGAUUUCCAUUGCUAUGGCGUGGAAAUCAGUCAAAUCGCCUAUGCCACUGCAAAAUUACAUUUUGAAUUUGUGCAUAUAUCUCAAUGCAAAUACAUCAUAUCUUAGAAACCGAUAAAGCAUGGAGUUUUUGAGUCAGGUCAGGGUACCACCUAUAUGACGUGUUUGUCGGAAAGGUAAACAGCCAAGAUAAGCACUGAUGAACUCGUGGUAUGCUGCUCCUGACUCUCUUCGAACUCUGGUCUUUAACGCUUACAAUUCACAAGCAUAAAGAAUACAUGAAUAUUUAACGAAAACAACAUAGGAAUGGACUGAUUUUGUGAACAAUAUGUACCACAGAUAUUACUCGCGGGAAAUUGGUGGUGAGGAUAACUGAGUUUGUACGAACAUUAAGGGAAAUUGAUAUAUUAAGAAACGAUGUAAAUUGCUGUAUAUACAUUUACAAAUUAUUUACGUAUUGGCAGAUCAUAAAUGAAGAUAAAAGUAUAGUUUAGAAUAAUUACAUUGGUAAAAGUAAUAUUGUUACUGUAUAUACCUUAAAGCAUUAACCGGGGUGGUAUUUUGAGUUUUCUAAUUGUAUGGAACAGAAAAAGGGUAUUAUGUAGGCCAGCAUUAAAAUUUGAAAAACGCA